This is a messenger RNA of Podospora anserina S mat+, 876 nucleotides long. RefSeq lists its product as uncharacterized. Lineage: Eukaryota; Fungi; Ascomycota; Sordariomycetes; Sordariales; Podosporaceae. The coding region runs from base 1 to 876 and encodes 291 amino acids. The transcript is spliced from 5 exons. Gene Ontology annotation, cellular component: 90S preribosome; cytosolic small ribosomal subunit; ribosome. Gene Ontology annotation, biological process: cytoplasmic translation; ribosomal small subunit assembly. The record is from RefSeq and is a predicted model, not a curated record. Gene Ontology annotation, molecular function: structural constituent of ribosome.
AUGGCUCCCGCUAACCUCCCCUCCAUCUUCAAUGCCACCAGCCAGGACAUUGAGCAGCUCCUCGCUGCUCAGUGCCACAUCGGCUCCAAGAACUUGGGUGUCCAUGCGCAGCCCUACCUCUGGAAGACUCGCGCCGACGGUGUGAACAUCAUCAACAUCGGCAAGACCUGGGAGAAGAUCGUUCUCGCUGCCCGCAUCAUCGCCGCCAUUGACAACCCGAGCGAUGUCUGCGUCAUCUCUGCCCGUCCCUACGGUCAGCGUGCCGUCCUCAAGUUCGCCGCCCACACCGGCGCUCAGGCCAUUGCUGGUCGCUUCACCCCCGGUUCUUUCACCAACUACAUCACCCGGUCGUUCAAGGAGCCCCGCCUGAUCGUUGUCACCGAUCCCCGCACUGAUGCCCAGGCUAUCAAGGAGGCUUCGUACGUCAACAUCCCCGUCAUCGCCCUCUGCGAUACCGACUCUCCCACCGAGUACGUCGAUGUUGCCAUCCCCACCAACAACAAGGGUCGCCACUCCAUCGGUCUCGUCUGGUGGAUGCUCGCCCGUGAGGUCCUCCGCCUCCGCGGCACCAUUUACAACCGCGAGGCUCCCUGGGACGUUAUGGUCGAUCUCUACUUUUACCGCGACCCCGAGGCUGAGGCUGAGGAGAAGGUCGAGGAGGAGAAGCUCCCCGGCGUUGAUGAGGAGGGUGUUGCCGCCAUCGAGUCCGGCUUCCCCGCUGCUGGUGGUGACUGGGAGGCUGCUCCCGCUGCCUUCCCCGCUGCCGGUGCUGCCACUGGUGAGUGGUCCGAGGCCCAGGGUGCCCAGUGGGAGACUGGCACUGGUGCUCCCGCUGCCGACUGGGCUGCUGAGCCCGCCAAGGAGUCUUCGUGGUAG